CAAAAUGAAGUUUUUAAUGCUCUUGUCCACGUGUUUGGCGGCCGCGACCGCUCAGUACAACGUCGGGGGUGGCUUUGCCAACAGCAUCGCCAACUCGUACGCCGGAGCGUCAUCCGGCGCCAGCACGGGCUUUGGUCCGUCGCAAGUCACCAUCGAAGAGUCGCGUCCGCUUUUCACCCACAACGUGAAGGUUGCUGGCGGGAGUCCGGACUUGGAUAUUUUGAACAAUGCACCAAUAUUUAAAUCUGCAUCCUAUGCCAACGCUGGAGCUUCUGCAGGAGCCUCUGCAAGUAGUGGUGCAGGAGCAGGCGGUGCGGGAAGUCUCAUGCGUAUGCCGGGGCCGGUGCUUACGUUGGAUCCAGAAGCAAUGUAGACUUUUUCCAGUUGCCAGGGGAUGCCGUCAAGAGCUUCUACUACCACGCGUCGAAAGACUCGGUUAGGGCGGGCGCCGAUGCCAACGCCAGGGCGUACGUCGAAAUCAAACCGAAAACCCACUACAAGGUGGUGUUCAUCAAGGCCCCGUCCGUGUCGGC
Molecule: messenger RNA, 533 nt
Organism: Culex pipiens pallens (northern house mosquito)
Lineage: Eukaryota; Metazoa; Arthropoda; Insecta; Diptera; Culicidae
Exons: 4
Coding region: 5-373 (122 amino acids)
Source: RefSeq, a predicted model, not a curated record